CAAGAUAUGCAUUAUAAAAGGGCACUGCGAAUGAGAAAUGAUGAUCUAUGUGACUCCAACUCACAAUGCAGAAUCCUUCACCUGCACUAACAGGGCAUUUUUGUUAAUUCGGGCUCCUCCAAUCCACCCCGCUCAUCAGGCUUCCAACACACAUACGAAGUACGCCCAACAUAUCUACGUCCGUUCAGCUUCAGGGCGAGGCUGAACCGCUGUCAGGUCUCUGGACACGAACAUAAAGGCUUCCGCUGUUCAGUGUCUUCAAAAAGUGCGUAUUUGAAAACUUCCGCGCGGUGUUCUUUGAUCUGCCAAAUUUCUUCAUCCUAUCGCCGAAAGAAUGACUCAAGGUCAACUGGUCUCGGCCUCUCACUCCGCUGAGGAGCUUGUACCAUGGCUUCUCAAGUCUCCCAGCAUUGUCCAGCAGCUUGGAAUCUGCGUCACGAUAGCAUGCACGCGGGAUGUGGCUCAAAUCCGCCUAAACACUGAUGGUCUGCCGUCAUUGAGAGACGAUCUUGCUUCAAAUCUCAUCCGAAUCGCGGACGCAGGUGGAGAAGCAUUCGAGGCUGCGUACUCAUCCUUGAGCGACAUCUCAAGUGUUACCAAGCAGAUGAGCAAAGAGAAUGGACUGCUGGACAAGUUGGAAGAUCGCGUCCUGAAUCGAAGAUCUCAAAGAGACGCUACAGCAUGCCAAAAUAUCAUCAACAGAAUCGAUACAUAUAUUCAGAGAAGCACUGACCAUGGGCUUACUACCCAAGAAGACUUUGAUAAGUUUGCCAAGUUUGUCAAGCAGGUAAAAGAGGCUCUUUUGAAUGCUCAAUCACGCGAAAAUACGAAGCUGGUCAAUACCCAACGCCACAUUGAAAACAUGGAUAUGGAGAAGACUCAACAAGAAAAAGUGUUUAGGCAGUCGGAAUGGGAAGCAAAAGAAGCAGCAGUGCAGUACAACACAAUCUUAGAGAGAUACAAUGGGCGCGCGAGCUGGCUUGGAAACAGCAUGGCUUGGACCGUCGGAGCCUCCACGGCUGGUGCUGCUGCCCUUGGAGUAGCAGCCACUGUUGCUACCGCUGGGGUGGCCGGAGUUGCAAUUCUAGGAGGCCUGAUAGCUGGUGCCAUCUCCGCAGGCAAACUUGAAGAAGCCUCGAGGGGGUUGAACGUUGUUGAGGAUAGGUUGAGCGAGAAGCGCCGCGCGCGAGAUGCACUGGAGUUACAGAUCGCAUCAUUUGAAGGAGAACUAAAACUCCUCGAAUCUUCGAAAGACAAACUGGAACGAGCUACUACAGUAAUUGCAAAGGCUUUGAGCCUGCUCACUGAUUUAGCGAAAGAUAUCAGUCAGUUGAUGAUUCGAUUUCGCGAUCUGAAUCAGGCGAUCAGAGAGUUGGUCGACCAAUAUAGUGAAGGUAAAGAGUUGGCAGGCUACAUUCAAGAAUCCAUUGAAGAAGGAGAGCAUCCAGACCUGCGGGAUAUGAGUGAUUUCAGGGAGAAGAUUUCAGACAUGAGAAAAGUCUCCGUCAUCAUCAGAUGUCUCUCGGAUCUCUAUGCUACGGUCAUCCGAGACGUGGUAAUUCCUGGGUUUGGACAAGCCAUAGAAAUGUCGAAUGGCAACAUUCUGGACCAAAGUAUUGAGCAGGUCAUCCGCGACAAGGAGUUGCUAAUGAGAUCUUACGUCGAAGACUCGGACCUUAAGUGUCGUGCGAUGGCACAGAAGUCGUCUGCGAUGUUGUCCGAGGAAUUGUCCCGAGCUAGACGAUUGGAGUCUCGUUCGAAUGGAGGCCUUCCAGUUGCACAGUAGAUCAUACUAGAUGGUGUUUGGAGGCCGUUCGCGAGCUUGCACGCUUUGAUUUACGUCUGUUGUUACGGUUGUGUUUCAUCUCCAAUAUUUGUUAUAGCAAUGCACCUGUCU
Messenger RNA from Mollisia scopiformis, 1897 nucleotides. RefSeq lists its product as uncharacterized. The record is from RefSeq and is a predicted model, not a curated record. The transcript has 6 exons. NCBI's taxonomy places the organism in Eukaryota, Fungi, Ascomycota, Leotiomycetes, Helotiales, Mollisiaceae. Bases 335 to 1786 code for a protein of 483 amino acids.